AUUUCUGCCGCCAUGUUCCCGUUCCAAUGUUUUCGUUGAGCAAGCUCAGAUAUUUAGGAGAGCAUUGUGUUUACAUCAAUCGAACUUGGCAUCUUAUCUGAUGAUAUUGACAGAUAUUCUCCAAUAUGCAGCUCAGCUGAUACAUUUACAGGCGAUAGUAUUGCGUUGUAAAGCAAAGAUCGCAGAAACCCUGAUGAUGAACAGGCAGCCUACGUCCGGAGGGAAAGGACGUGGACUCGCCCCGCCAUUAAAUGCCAACAAUAACGACCUCGCCAGCUACUUCGAAUGCCCCGUCUGCUUCGACUAUGCACUUCCUCCCAUCAUGCAAUGUCAAAGUGGUCAUAUCGUGUGCCAGACGUGUCGUCAGAAACUGGCUUCUUGUCCAACAUGCCGAGGACCUCUUGGAAACAUCAGGAACCUAGCCAUGGAGAAGGUUGCAGCUACAGUGAAUUUCCCCUGCAAGUAUUCCAACAAUGGCUGCUUGAUGACGUUGUUACAUACAGAAAAGACAGACCAUGAAGAAACAUGUGAAUUCAGGCCAUACACCUGUCCGUGUCCUGGAGCAUCGUGCAAGUGGCAGGGAUCCCUGGAGAAUGUGAUGCCUCACCUCAUGCAGUCUCACAAGAGUAUAACCACACUACAGGGUGAAGAUAUUGUGUUCCUGGCUACAGACAUCAACCUGCCCGGGGCAGUAGACUGGGUGAUGAUGCAGUCAUGCUUUGGUCAGAACUUUAUGCUAGUGCUGGAAAAACAAGAAAAAUAUGAUGGAUUACAGAUGUUUUAUGCCAUUGUACAGUUAAUAGGAACACGGAAACAAGCUGAAAACUUUGCAUACAGACUAGAACUAAACGGUCAUCGGAGACGUCUGACAUGGGAGGCAACUCCACGAAGCAUUCACGACGGCAUCCAGUCAGCAAUCAUGAGCAGUGACUGCCUGGUGUUUGACACCAACAUCGCACAACUGUUCGCAGACCAUGGCAACCUUGGAAUUAAUGUUACAAUAUCCGUCUGUGAAAGAUAAAGGGAUCUGCUGGAGACACUACUGUUUGAUAUCAUCGUUGUACAUAGACUUGUAAGAUUAUAUUGUACAUUUGAUCUAGACGUCCACGGACGGUGCAGUUGACCGGCUGAUCACAUUAUCGGUGGGUGCAUAUACCUCAAAAUAACCCUGGCUCUCAUGGGGAGGGGAGAGACAAAUAGAGUGUGGGGGUAACGAUAAAGUGACCGGUUCCACAACCAGAUCCUGGCCCAAAUAACAUGCAACAUCCCUGGGAAAACUGUUGGUAUGGACUGAUUAAUGUCCUUGAUAUUAAUGACUGAGGAGGGAGACAUGAAUAAAAAAUCUCAUUCAGGGUUUCGACAAACACAAUUUUGUCAUGUUACCAGCUGGACCAGGUCCAUAAAUCUUAUCCUUACCUAGGCUACUAGGUAACUAAGGGUGGUGGAUUAGGCUAGUGGUUAAAGUAUUAGCUCAUCAUGCCAAAGGCCUUGGUUUGCUUCCUCACUUGAGUACAAUGUAUUAAAUCCUUUUCUUGUGUCCCCUUUCUCGAUGUAAAUAAAUAUUGCUAAGGGCAGCGUAAAACCAUCCUGAAUCUCUAGAUACCUACAAAAUUGAAAAAGGUUCUACCGGGUACUCCUAAUUCAGUUAAAGGAAGCUUAAUCAGGAGCUUGCAAUUCAUUUUGUCCACUAGCCUGUCCGAGAACUUUUAUCAUUGCUAGUCCUGUUUUAUGUUUACUGUCAUUUGUGUGGUAGAGAUCGUAUUUGUCGAACACUGAGCCACGGAAAACCAUUGUUGGUUGCAAGGUUGAUAGGUCAGUACCAGGCCACCAGGAACAUGUAUGUUGUGUAUUUGCCACUUUGAGUUAGACUGAAAGAUAGGACAGUUGCAGGACCAAGAGUGUGGUGGAGCAGGGCUGUGAUGCGUAACAUAUCACAAUCUCAUUAAAAUCAGAUCUUAGUUCUUGCUACGGCUAAACAAAGAUCUGAGGACAUCCCAUUACGGGUCACGUCGACCAACUUGCGCAAAUUUUGAUCGACCAAUGGAAUGACUGACAAGAAGUCCACAUUAGCCAAUCAGAAGGCAGCUUUUUCGUGCUUUAUGGCACUAGUUUCAAACUGGCAACUAUGAUUUGAAACAUAUUUUGACAAAUUCUCAAUGAAAAAAUUAAAAAUUUGAAAACGGAACAAACAAACAUUCUGGAAUGGUUAAUACAUGGCCUAGAUUGUAUGGAUUCAGUCAUAACUGUUGUUCGGAAUACCCCUUGUUAAAUCUUUUGAUUAUGCACGAUCAGAAAUCACAUUCCGACUGUCAAUUUCAUGAUCAGGUAAGCGACGCAUUGAUUGGUCAGAUGAAAGUUCAUUCUGACAUGGAUGUCAGGGAUGUCCUCAGAUCUUUGCUUAUCCGUAGCGAGGACUAGGAGCUGAUUGGAAUGAGAUUGUACUUAUCAUGAUAAGAGUUCCAACAGAAUACAUAUCACGAUACACCAUGAUGGUGUAUUAAUGAUUAUUGAGAUGUAUUCAUGUUUGAGGACAUAGCCUUGUGUGUUGUGGCUGAACAAACUAAACACAUUCACUGUGUUGUAUCUGCCUUGAAGUGAGCGUCUUGACUACGGCAUAGUAUGGAGAUGUGUCACCCUAUCGUUACACCCCCAGAAACUAGGACCAUGUUAUUCCAGAAGGGAAACCAGUUGCAUACUGUAAUUGGAAUAUUCACCAUGCUUGCUUUAAUCUUAUAUUGGAUCUGCAUUGAGUUUUUAAGAUGGGGUUAUUGUCAGCUUCAUGGACACAAAUCUUGACCCCGUUCCACACAUUAUCUCGGAGCUACGACUGCUGUAGGUCUGUGCUAAAGUAUAGGAUUACUCUUGCUUUAGCAGUACGUUACUUUGUGGGAAGGUGUCAUGAUCUUUUAAAGGCCAGACUUUUUUUAAGCUUGGUUUCCAAAUCUGCCAACUCCCAAAAAAUUGAAAUGUGAAAAUAAAUUAAAAAAUGAAAAGCAUUUUUGGUUAUUCCAUCUACAACUCAUCCUCCAUAUGAUUAAAAACUUUGAAAUGCUAUAAUUAAAAUCUGUUGAAAAUUUAUCGUUAACCUUCAAAACAACGAAUAUUGUGACGGAUUUGGGUCUGGAAUGGAAGGGAGGUUACUCUAAACUUGUUUCUUUCCCUAUGACACCCACUCCCACUUUUUUGUUAACUACUUAACACAUUGAGGAAAUAAGAAACAUAUUAGAAAAGGGUGAUAUGUUUUUCUGCCUACAUCCUGAAUUUUGGGGCCAAAAAUCUGUAGCCCCAAAAAAUAAACAUACAUGUCUGGCCUUAGGCUGGAAAGUAAGUUCAAAUACUAUAUUUAAUUUUGUCAUGCAAUUCCUAAAUGUAUGGAGCACAGACGGUACUGAGUCAAUAUCAGUGUGUUCUGUCGACAACAUCUCCCUGUGUAGAAUUAUGAGGAAACUAAGCAGUGUUUUAAAUGAUGGAAAUAUACAAAAGUAUCUCUUUGUAUAAUGCUUUAAUUUAAGACGGUGAAAGAGACAUAUUUUUUUAAGGGAUUAUAUCUUGCAAAAGGUAUUAAAGUCUGUUGUCUGUGGACAAGCAUAUGUUGCUAUUGGUUACAUGACUGUACCAGGUGGCUAUACCAGCAUGCAUUGCGGUUUCCUAAUAUAUUUCCUGAUUAAAACUUGGAUGGUUGUCAGUUACCUUCAUGGACCUGUGACCUAUAUACUAGCUGUGAUUAAGUGAUUGAUGCAUAAAUAGCACUGAUGUCCAGUUCACCAGAACCAGUGUUUUAUGGACAGUACAAAUAUAACAGUUGGUUUGUAGAAGUGAGCUGGAAAAGAGAGGUAUGAAAAGUUUAAGCAUGUUCAAGUCUUGUUACAUUUCUACCUUAAUGUGUAUACCACUCAGCACUUUAUAGGGACAUUCUUUCCAGGGUUAGACUGAAGGUUCUUGGAGACAUUGUCAUUUGAACAGUAUUCAAUAUUUCUAUAAAACUGAUGCAUUUAUUUUUAACUUUAUUCUUUCGUCAAAUGUUUUCUCUUGGCUUUGUUACAGUAUGGAGUAGCUGAGUUUCUGUAUCAGAUGUUGAGUAGCAUGUGUGAUGAGUCAGAGGAUAGUGUUUUGUAGAGUAAAUAUGGAUAGUCACUGUCUUCAGUGGAAAUAUUCUGAUAAGUCAGUGGUUGCUAAUGCCCUCGUGUAGAAAAAUGUAAGAAGAACUCCUACGCAACUGAAUCAUGUUAAGAGUUGAUCAAACACAACUUUAUCUAAUUCACCAACAUCAUGUAAUUAGGUCUUACAUUCUUACAUUAAAUAAAUAGGAUUUGCUACAAAGUACAAUUUUUAUAAAGCUGAUGCUGCAAACGUCUGCCAUUUCCUUGAGCUCCACAUAACUAUCAGGUCAGAAUGUCAUCCCACAAACACAAGGGACACUAGCUUACUUUCUUACCAGUUUCACAGAUGCAAACUGAAAAAUACUGAUGAAAGGACUUACCAAAAAUGAAUAACUACUUGGAAAGAAUUAAGGUGGGUGGUAGUGGUAGAAGCGUUGGCUUGUCAUUUCUGAAGGCCUGGGUUUGAUUUCAGCCUUGGUAAAAUGUAUGGACUGUAAGGUAUGAUGCUGUGAUAUAACAGCAUUAAACCACUCACUCACUCACUCACUCUGAUAUUGGCCCACCAGCCAACCAGUAAAGUGCCAAACUUGUCGAUGAAGAUCCAUAUUCCCCUGGGAUCCCAGACGUAUUGUUCAUAUCAUGUUUGCUGUUCCCUGAGUAAUAAGUUGAUAUCUCUGCAUUUUGUAUUUGAUCACUAAGUUACUACCAUUUUCAUCGUGAUAUUUAGAAAUAUUCAUUUGACACUGAUAUUCUUAAAAGUGGCGUAAAACUCUAUUCACUCAAUUCAAAAAGGAAAUAUUUUGAAAAUGUUUUGAUGAGAGUUAUGAUACCGAUGUUAUGUAAAGGUUAGGUUUGCACUACUCCAGGCAUUGAACUAGCAGAUUGCAUGGCCAUGAGGAGGAACCUUCCCCUUCUUUGAGUAAACUAAUGUUACUUUGUCCAAGAAUUAGAGUAAUGCUCAUGAAAAUGUUUCUUCAUCACAAGUUGUCUGUUUUCUAUUACCAGACAGACACUGCAGACCAUAUCAAUUGUCAAUCUGUCAAUAACAUUUCCAUAUCAGCUGGAGGCUCGAGAAUACCAGCCGACUAGUAUACAUUCAAUUACCAAUGUGAAAUACAUAUAUUUUGUACAGUAUUGUAGCUAAAAUGGAUAGAAUUAAACGCCCGCAUGUUAUCAUAAAUGAGCGGGUUACUGUAACUUGAUAAUGCCCUCAUAUUGCUUGACGACGGGCCAUUAUCACGCCUGUUGUUAGGUGACGUCAUAGGGAUGGGAUAGGUGACAUCACUUUCAAUAGUGAUGUCAUCUGGUUUGUUCUAUGACGUUUCCAUAUUUGUGAAAGUGGGUCAGUGACAUUCGUGUUGAUUGCAGUUAAUGUUUCAAGACUGAUAUUGUUUCUUUUUAUUUGAUAACAAAUUCCAUCCAUUUUAGCUAUAAUAACGGUAGCUCCUUCGUCAGGCAGUUAAUGGAAGACCUCGGGCUUCUGCAAAUGAUAAUGUCGCGAAAAAUAGCGUUACCCCUAUGAUAUCUUCUUUCUAUUGCCUAUAAUUCAGUUCUGUUUAAAUGUAUUCAGAAGAGUGUCAGAUGAUACACUGGCUGGAAAAGUAGGACUUUAUUCAGGAUAUACUUGAAUGCUUCAAGUUUUUUUAUGUGUCUGAAGUAUGCUACUUGUACCAUCUUGCUUGGUUUAUAAGGGGCACAGGUGGACCAGUCCAAGACGCUGCUAUUCGCUAUGUGGAGUUGCAUCCCUUGGGGACACCAGAUUCUGGGUUUGAAUCCUGGUACAAUGUGUGAAGCCCAUUUCUGGGGUGCCCGCUGUGAUAUGCUGGAAUAUUGCUAAAAGUGGCGUAAAACUGUACUCCCUAGUGUGUCUUUCCACCCCACCAACAGCAAGCAGUGCAAGAUCACAGUCUUCUCUGUCUAGAACCAUCACUGUGCAAGGCCAGACAAGUUUAGUUUUCUUCUGGAACAGAUUUUCCUGGUCUCAUUCUCACUAAAAUAGCAGCAUGCCUGAAUUGUUUUCUGAAAAGCUCUGAGUUUAUUUUAGAAAUUACAAACAAGAAAGAAAGAACAUUGUUAAUUUUGUUUAAAUUUAAUUUCCAGUGCACUUGUCUGUAAAAUGAAAGCAUUUAUUGUUCUGGCUGUACAUGGUUCUACUGUGGACUCACUGAAACAAUGGGGGUUCACUGAACUAGUUUAUGGUGUUCCUUCACUUAUAUCUGCAUGUCAUUAAGCCUUCAUCCUCUUGCAUCCUUGGAUUUAAGCUUUUUUGUGUUGCUGUAAUUUACUAGCUAGGAGGAUUUUGUUUGACAUUAUAUAUCACCUUGGUUGUAUGGUCCCUGCUUGACAUGAUCCACCUGUAGAAUAUUCAUCCAGACUGAUAGUUGGGAGCAGGCCGAUUCAGGCCAUUAUCAUGAAAACAUGCUGUAAUGAUUUUGAGAAUGUGUGUGAAAAGUUGAUGAGAAUUGUUUUGUUACAUUCAAAGGAGUAAAAAAAUCUUGAAUUCUUUCUUUGCAAUUUUGUUUCAAUUGUAAUUGUGUAGUGAAUACUGGAUAGAGUGUCAGCUUGCCAUGAGCAAUGCCUAGGCUGGCUCCCAAGAGGUAGUCUCUUAUUAUCUCCACCCUGUUUCUUCUAUUGUGAAAAGCAGCAUCAAACCCAAGCCACUCACUCACUCUGUACAUCACACUGCUGUUCAACAGCUAACAACGUCGGUAGCCCUAUAUAUAUGCCACCCGUUAGAGUGGCUCGAUGGAUAUGGUGGGUUUCAGCCCUGGACAAUGUACUGGUAGAUAACUUCUAUAUCCACCAGUCCAGGACACACUAAUAUGUGCACAGAAGUAGUAACACUUGAUUCCUCACACAUUGGUAGAAAUUCUUUUGUCUGUUUUUUAUGUUUUUGAUUCAGUAACUAUCAAAUUACUACAAGCUGAUGUCAUUGUAACAGGUACGACACUCGCAUACGAUAACCUCCCUGUCGAAACCCUUUGUCUGUGCUAUUACAUAUACCCCAUCUACAACAUGAUCCUCACAGAAGCAUUGAUGGUGAUAUAUUACUUUUAGACAUCUUUAAAUAUGCUCUUAAUGAACUCUAAAAUUAAGACACAACUCUUUUAGUGUUCCUGGGACAACUAGACAAAAAAACAAGAGAAUGUUGAGCGACCCUCAUUAUAACCACCCAUUUCUUGUUGUAUGCAUGGCUAUGUAUCCUACUCCUUUCUAAUAUUGUCAUAAUUAUUAAUUGCUGUCAUGGACAAUGUAACAAUUGUUUGCAAUUAUCUGUUUAUUACAGAUGAGAUUCAUUUUCUAUUUGUUUUUAAUUUGAAAGGGAAGGAUAUUAUUGUAAUGAAAUCAUUUUACAUUCAUGGAAAAUAACAUUGAAUAUUUUCAACUUCAUGUCCAUUAUUGGUUCAUUUAGACGCUGUUCGUGUUUAUCGCUCUGUGGAGCCAACAUGACGUGCUAGAUGUUCUUUUACCUUGUUCAUUUGUGUCUUUCAAUAACGUGAUGAUCAUUUUGGGGAAAUAUUUGAGUACGACCACAGUGACUGUCUGACCUUUACAUUAGUCGUCAUUAAUAGUUCCACUUUCAAUACGUAACAUGCAGCAGCCCAUGCUUGUCAUAAGAGGGUGGUUGUAUUGGUAUUGGGUGGUCAGGCUUACUGCCUUGGUUGAUGCAUGUCAGCAUAACCCAUUUGUAUUGAUCAAUGACCAUGAAUCACUGGAUUGCCUGGUCCAGACUUGAUUAUUUAUAGACCUCCAUCUUAUAGCUGGAAUAUUGCUGAGUGGAGUGUUAUAGAAUCCAACAACUAAAGCCUUCACUUGUCACGGCGAAGUCACAGUCAAUUCCACACAUGGGUACAAUAUGUGAAGCCUAUUUCUGGGGCCCCCCACUGUGAUAUUGCUGGAAUAUUGCUAAAAGCAGCUUAAAACCAUACUCACUCACUCACAUCUGCUAUUUUACAAGCCUACUUCACAUGGCAAAGCUUGCCAUAGAUUGACCUUUAGCAUAGAUAAUCCAUAGGACUAGAGUCUUACAUGGUUUAGGCUGAUUGUGAAUGUAUUAUGAUAAGAAGACAUGGAUCUAUGGAAACUGUACUCUGUAAUUAGGAUUUGUUAACACCGCUUCAUGGCUGACCAAGAGGUCUUGGCCACUCUUAAUCAUGCCAGGGUCUGUGGUCGAGAGGUCAGAUCCUGUUGGCCCUGAUUAUAAUCCUUAGUUUAUCAGCCACAUUCCUGUGCCGUGGAUGUCGCCAGAUGCGACUGAACUGAAACUGACACGGAACUAGUGUUCAGCACGACAUUACACCCAACUCCUGAGAGUCAGGAUAGUGGCCGUGAUGUGAGCCUAAUUGUUGUAGUCCAACAGACUGGAGCAGUAGGCACAGCUGGUCGCGGAGGACGUGGUGUAAAGGCUGACAGAGAAUUGACCAUCAUGGCAACAUAUUCACUAGGGCUGGGACGAUACACCAGCUGUGCAAUCUGAUACGCAUCACGAUACCUUGCUCACGAUGCGAUAUGUAUCGCGAAACUUGCAUGUGCACUGUGGUGCGUAAGCCAUCUUUUUCAUAGACAGGAUUGCCAAAUACCUGGCACACUAAUGAUUAACAGUUGGCAGUGUCAGGUAUGGCACAAUGAAUGAAAUUAUUUACGUUUUCAGUACUCAUUUUCACUAGUAAUUAGUGUUUGGUGUUAUUCAAGAAAACACUUAUGGUAAGAAUCGAUACUUUUUACUUUGUUUGUGACCGUGUUCGAUACUGUGUAUCGAGAAGUGAAAAACCGCAAUCCACCGAUGCAUUGGUGUAUCGUCCCUCUACUAAUAUUAAGUCAGUGUUUCACACAGGGAUUAAGUUUAAAGAUGGGUCAGAUCGUCUGCCAGAAACACAGGACACUUACAAUUAGGGCACCCCUUCUUUAGAAACCUUCUCUUUUAUCAUUUCAAAGAUGCUAAUGCUAUAACUUUUCUUAUUUUUCCAAACAUAUUGGGGAGUUCGGGUAGCCUAGUUGUUAAAGCGUUCGCUUAUCACGCCGAAGACCUGGGUUCGAUUCCCAACAUGGGUACAAUGUGUGAAGCCCAUUUCUGGUGUCCCCGCCGUGACAUUGCUGGAAUAUUGCUAACAGCGGCGUAAAACCAUACUCACUCACUCUAAACUUGUUUAAAAGUCUUGUAUGAUGCUAUGAUGUACAGUACUUCAUGAGCUGAGUGUUAUGAUUUGAUAGCUGACACAACAAGUGCCCUUGUUACUCUUACUAAUCAGCUUAGAACUGUGGAAGCAUAGGUCAGGAAAUGUCCCAUGAUGCAGAGAGAUCAGUAGCCCUGUGCAACUGCCUGUCUAAACACAUCACGUUAGUCAGUUUCAGUUAUACUUCUCGAAAGAAGUUAAGGACCAAUCAAUUCCUACAUGUUACUAUAGUUAAUCAGUCCUGGCAUGACAGAUUAUCUUUAGUACAUUUAACAUGAAAAAAAUUGGAUGGUCCUUAACAUGGCACGUCAGAUUACUUUUCAUCAUGUGAAAGACUUGGGUGGUCCUUAACUUCUUUUGAGUAGUAUAUUUUAAUCAUCCAUCAGUUCAUCGAUGUAAUGACACCGCCCGGUUGUGUGAAGUUUUCCUCCCAUUAUGGUGAUUCCACUGUGAUCCAUAGAACUGCUGCAACUUGUCAGCCCCACCCAUGAUGCCAUUUUACCCUCACCGAUCACCACUGACAUAUUGUAGGUACUGAUUUGCAAGUGCUUGUUAAUGAAGGACCAGGUUCACAAAGCGAUCUUAGUUUUAUAACUGUUGUAUGUCUGUUAAGAUAUUUUAAUUGCGAUUGCUGAAGUUCUGGAAUUGCUUUGUGAAUAUGGACCCAGGCCACGAUGCUGUGUGUUGGUAACCAAUGGUGACCACAAAGGAAGAUCUUUCAGUUCUUGUCUUGGUCCUGCUUCACAAAGUGAUCUUUGCGCUACGACUGUCGUAUGUUGUGUUUGUGUAAGUAUAGGAAUUAUGACUUGUACUGACUGCUUUUAGUGUUACAACUGAAGGUGGUUUGUGCUCGGAGUUGAUAGACCUAUUGAAUUGCUACAUUGUUCAUCAGUUUCUGUUAAGCAUAGCAGUUAAACUGACUCGUGUACGUAAGUUUGUGAUUAAGUUCCGAAGUUGAUGCAAUAUUGAUGAUGCUAUGACUGUUAUUAGAAUGUUUUGACUAUCGAAUACGACUGACCUUAGUCUUAAAGCUGAGAGGUUUGUGACAUUGAAGUGAGCUUGGUGGUAUGACUGGUGUUAGAAUGUAAGAUUAGAAUUGUGUCAUAGUGCAAAGAUUACUUUGUGAAACAGGUCACAGAUAGCAAAUGUUUUUUUAGGAUUUGUUUGUAAUAAUUCAUGUCCAACAAAACACACCUCUUAAACUUUUUUGUGCCCAACUGCAGGCCUUGGAAUAAAACAGUCGUGGCCUAUGACUGCUUUGUGAAACAGGGCCCUCAAUCACUACAAUCCUAAUACUACAACAGUCGUAUGUCAAUCUUUAGGUAGGGGGCUCAAGGCAGUUGUAGUGCUACACUCGUUUUGUGAAAUGGAGCCUUGUACUGUAAGUUAGGUUUUCAGUAAUUAUGGCUAAGGUCACUUUGUGCAGAUGGGCCCAUUCAUGCUUACUGACAUCACACCCGUGUAUGGAUGGCCUGUAACAAUGCUGCAAUGGUUUGCCUGCUCCGGACUUGCUAACCUCUGUAACCUAGAGCCCCAUCAACUCACCCACUCAACUCACCACUCAACUCACCACUCAACUCACCACUCACACAUGGGAGGGGCUGACUGGUGGUGUUCAUCUAGCUGCAGUGCAGAUUUCUGUGGAGAGUUUUUGUAUAAAUAAGAUGUCCGUCUACUUUGUGAGGUGGCUCCAAUCACCAGGUGGUUGCCUCAACAGACUCAGUACUUGUUUCUCGUAAUUUCCUAAGAAGAAAUUAUUAUAUUUUAUUGUUGGUAUUGUGAGUUGAGACAUCUCCCUGGCCUGAACAACUGUUAUCCAAACUCACUGAGAAAUGUUCAUUAAGUCAGUUUUUAUGCUACAGGUACAUAUACUACUCAAAAGAAGUUAAGGACCACCUGAUUCUUUCAGAUUACUUUUUAAUCCACCAUGACAUAUUCACUAUAAUAUGAAAUAAACAGUGGGCCUUAACUUCUUUUGAGUAGUAUAAUACAAAAACAGGUACGUUACUUGACUUGUGGUAGGUAUAUUUCUCUUACUGCCACUGGGGACAGAUGUCAUACACAUGGUCUUUGUUAGGCAUUUAGAAUUUGGAAGAACAUGAAUGCAUCUUUUCAGGUCUUUAUUUCAGAAGAAAGAAUGAGAAAUACUGAAUUGGUUGUUGCUGCUAGAACUGGGGGGAGUUGUGGUUUGAUGCCCCCACUGUGCCAUGUUACAUAGAGAUUUAUUGUACAGAGGCUAUUUUGUCUAAGACAGUGUAUUGACAUAAAUUAUUCUGUUUUGAUACAGGAAUGAUCAAGCAUUCGGUUGUAGAUAGCUAGAAUAAGCUUAGCUGUAAAUAUGUUAGCUAUGCAAUAAAACGACAUGAACUGGU
Molecule: messenger RNA, 11646 nt
Organism: Haliotis rufescens (red abalone)
Lineage: Eukaryota; Metazoa; Mollusca; Gastropoda; Lepetellida; Haliotidae
Product: E3 ubiquitin-protein ligase SIAH1-like
Exons: 7
Coding region: 101-1021 (306 amino acids)
Biological process (GO): proteasome-mediated ubiquitin-dependent protein catabolic process; multicellular organism development
Cellular component (GO): cytoplasm
Molecular function (GO): zinc ion binding; ubiquitin protein ligase activity; ubiquitin conjugating enzyme binding
Source: RefSeq, a predicted model, not a curated record